Centrocercus urophasianus (Greater sage-grouse) is the source of this 2548-nucleotide messenger RNA. It is a transcript of the gene PDE12, whose product is annotated as phosphodiesterase 12. Gene Ontology annotation, biological process: nuclear-transcribed mRNA catabolic process, deadenylation-dependent decay. Gene Ontology annotation, molecular function: 3'-5'-RNA exonuclease activity. The record is from RefSeq and is a predicted model, not a curated record. Lineage: Eukaryota; Metazoa; Chordata; Aves; Galliformes; Phasianidae. Gene Ontology annotation, cellular component: mitochondrion. Bases 1 to 1755 code for a protein of 584 amino acids. The transcript has 3 exons.
AUGUGGCGCGGGCUGCGCGCCGCCCUCGGCUGGCUGAGCCGCCUGGGCGGCGGCGGGGCUCCUCCCGCCGCUAUGGAGCCCGCGGAGCGCGCCGUCGUGCGCUGCGUGCCGUCCGAACCCAAGCUGAGCCUGCAGCUCGUGCUCCCCGACGGCAGCGCGCGGUUCAUGCAGCGGGACCAGGCGGAGCCGCUGGGCCGGGCGCUGGCCCGCAUCGCCACCAACGCCGCGAAGGGCCGCUCCAAGGCGGGUAAGAAGAGCAAGAAGCCGCGGGCGGAGGACGGCGAGGCGGGCGAGGCCGAGCUGCCGGAGGUGCGGCUCUUCUCCAGAGACGGGCGGGCGGUGUCCGAGGAGGUGCCGAACGCGGCGGCCUGGCAGGACGGCGCCGUGCUGCAGGUUGGGGCCGCGCGGUACCGCGUGGAGCGCAACCCGCCUGCGCUCACCGAGCUGCGGCUGCCGCGCUCGCUGCUGGCCGGCUUCCCCGUGUGCCCCAAGAUGAGCGCUGAGUUCGCCGCCCCGCAGCACUGCCUGUUCCGCUGGUACCGCGAGCGGCGGCCGGAGGGCGGCGGGGAGGGCCCGGCCUGGGAAGAGGAACGGGAGCCGGAGGGCGGCGAGCGUGUCUUCACGCCGUCCAACGCGCUGGUGGGGCUGCGGCUGAAGCUGCGCUGCACGCCCGGGGACGGCGCCGGGCGCUUCGGGCCGCCCCGCGAGGUGGAGAGCAGCGGCCCCGUGGAGGCCGGGCCGGGCGCGUGCACGUUCGACGCGCGGCACCUCUACACGCGCAGGGCGUGCGGCCGCGGCUCCGUGCGCGCCGUCUCAUACAACAUCCUGGCCGACACCUACGCCCAGACCGAGUUCUCCCGCACCGUGCUGUACCCGUACUGCGCCCCGUACGCGCUGGAGGUCGACUACCGGCAGAACCUGCUGAAGAAGGAGCUGUCCGGCUACAACGCCGACCUCGUCUGCCUGCAGGAGGUGGACAAAUCCGUCUUCGCAGACAGCCUGGCCCCGGCUCUGGACGCUUUCGGGCUCGAGGGGCUCUUCAAGAUGAAAGAGAAGCAGCACGAGGGCCUGGCCACCUUCUACCGCAGGGACAAGUUCAGCCUCCUGAGCCAGCACGAUGUCGCGUUCAGUGAGGCGCUGCUGUCGGAGGCGCUGCACGCGGAGCUGCGCGACAGGCUGAGCCGGUACCCCGUGGUGCGGGACAAGGUGCUGCAGAGAUCCUCCGUGCUGCAGGUUUCAGUUCUUCAGUCUGAAACUGAUCCUUCUAGGAAGCUUUGUGUAGCUAACACCCAUCUCUACUGGCAUCCAAAAGGUGGGAACAUUCGUCUCGUCCAAAUUGCUGUAGCUUUGUCUCACAUCAAGUAUGUAGCACGUGACUUGUACCCUGAUAUACCACUCAUAUUCUGUGGAGACUUUAAUAGCACACCAUCAUCUGGAACUUAUGGUUUUAUUAACACUGGUGGCAUUGCUGAAGAUCACGAAGAUUGGGCCUCUAAUGGAGAAGAGGAAAGGUGCAAUAUGCCUCUAAGCCAUCCCUUCCAACUACAGAGUGCUUGUGGAGAACCUGCAUAUACAAACUAUGUUGGUGGGUUUUAUGGAUGUCUGGACUACAUUUUCAUUGACAGAAAUGCUCUGGAAGUUGAACAGGUCAUUCCACUGCCAAGUCAUGAAGAAGUAACAACCCAUCAGGCUUUGCCAAGUGUUUCACAUCCUUCAGAUCAUAUAGCACUCGUAUGUGACUUAAAGUGGAAAUAGAUUGGCUUUUGCAUAAUGCUUUUUGGAGUUUUUGUACAAAUUGAUGUGCUGUUGAGGAACUGAGGUUCAGCCCUGGCUCGUAUGCUACUAAAAUGAGAGCAAUUUAAGAAAAGUGACUGUGUUUAAUGGUGCUAUUGAAGGUUAUCUCACCGCUGACGUGAACUUGUACAACAAUUGCUCCUUUCCCUUUUUAUAUGCCAAUAGAAAAAAAUAUUUCAGCUGUAAAGUUUUGAAAGUUGGGUUAUAUAUCCUUUUACAGGUUUUUAAAGGACUAAAAUCGUUGAAGAUAUGAAUUAAAUCUUAUAAGUGUACAAACUGAACCCUGAUCAGAACCAGAUGCAGAAUCUGAAAAGAAAUAACCAUGGUUUGGAUUCAUUCAGCUCGUUGUGAUUACUGUGAUAAGACAGAGCUUUUAAAAUAGACUCAGAAGCUGAGUUUAUCAGGCAGUUUUUUAGCAAGAGGCAUGAUCACUGUACCUGCUGCCUUCGGAAAAAAACAUUAAUUAGCUGUGAAUGGUCUUGUUCAAUCAACAGCCAUGUUAAAUUUAAGAUGAUAAUCAACUUGGAAGCACUUUUCUUGCCCACUUAGCACCAGGGUAGUGAGGGUCACUUAAACACUUACUAAACUGGAUUCUAGAUAUAGGUUGCAUUACUGUUCCAUCUGUUGUCUAUAGUCAGUAGUAGUAUUUGAGGUUAGGACAGCCAGCUGGGGAUGGGAGGGAACUCUGACAACAUAAUUUGAUAAUCUCUUUCCAGGUGUGGGGAGGUACAAAAUAAAUGACGUGGUGUAUCCA